CUACGAAGCAGAAAUUGUCUCCUCUGUCCCUCUCCUUCCUUCCCUCCCUUCCUCCCUCUUUCUCCCCCGAAAGCAGUUCCAAAAACCUCAUAAAACCUCCUCCCCAAGUUGUAGAGAGAGAAACUGAACUUCAUCUAGAGAGAGAGAGAGAGAGAGACUCAAAAUUUGAGUCACGAGUUGGGGGAAAUGACGACUCAGCUUCCGGAUGAUUUCAAGUGUCCGAUUUCUCUUGAAAUAAUGUCCGACCCGGUAAUCCUGUCAUCGGGUCACACCUUUGACCGUGCUUCUAUCCAGCGGUGGCUAGACUCCGGCCAUCGUACUUGCCCAAUCACUAAAUUACCCCUUCCUGAACACCCUCCUCUCAUUCCCAACCAUGCUCUUAGAAGUCUGAUUUCCAAUUAUACCCUCCUCUCUCCACGAAAAUCACAGCCUAACCAAACGCAGUCGCCAUCUGAAAAACCACAAGCUCAAACCCUAAUCGCCAAUCUCACUUCUCCAUCUUCGCCUAUGAACUCCAAGCUCGACUCGCUUUCCCAGCUCACCAGACUCACCAAACUCGACCAUGCCCUUCGCCGCCAGCUGACCGAGUCUGGAGCCGUGUCUGCUGUUCUCAACUGUGUCAAUUCACCAGAGUCGGUUCUCCAGGAGAAAGCCCUAUCUCUAUUACUAAAUAUCUCACUCGACGACGAUAACAAGGUGGGUUUAGUAGCGGAAGGGGCAAUUGGUCGUGUCGUCGCGGUUCUCCGGGCUGGCUCGUCUGAUAGCCGUGCCAUAGGCUGCACUAUCUUGACUAGUCUGGCAGUCGUAGAAGUGAACAAAGCGACAAUCGGAUCAUACCCGAAUGCGAUUCAGGCGUUGGUUGCACUACUAAAUUAUGGCAAAGGUAGAGAGGUGAAAGAAGCAGCAACGGCGUUGUAUGCUAUCUGUUCUUUUCCUGAUAAUAGAAGGCGGGCUGUGGAAUGCGGGGCAGUGCCCAUUUUGGUAAGGGUAGGCAGUAUGGGGCUGGAGAGAGCAGUAGAAGUCUUGAGUGUUUUGGUGAAGUGUAAGGAAGGGAGAGAGGAAAUGGGUCGGAUUGGUGGAUGUCUGAGGGUUUUGGUGAAGGUGAUUAAAAAUGGAAGCCAGAGAGGAGUUCAGUGUGGGCUUUUCACUUUGAAUAUUUUGUGUUGUUACAGUGAGGAAUUUUGUGGGAAAGCCAUGAGGGAAGGAAUUCUGGAGGUAUGUCUAGGGCUGGUGGAGGGUGAAAAUGAGAAGAUAAGGAGAAAUGCUUCAAGUUUGGUGCAAACGCUAACUGGUUGUCGGUUGAUGGAGUGAUUGAGGUAGCUGUCGGUUAUGGAUGGAGGUGAGUUGGGGACUUUUGGGUUUGUAUUUUUUUGGUAUGGAUUCUCUCCUUUGUUGGAUGGUUCUGUUCUGUGUACAAAUGAAAGAAAAAGAUUAGUUUGAUGAGGAUAUGCUCCUUUAAAAAAAAUUUUGUACAUUUAAUAAAUUACUCUCUGAAUCCAAAAUGUUGCAAUAGAAAAGGUUUCAAAUUGUUACUUAAAAUUGUAAUAUAUCACAAUUUAGAAAAUUUUCUCUCAACCGCGUUAGAUUUAUUUUCCCUGCU
Molecule: messenger RNA, 1600 nt
Organism: Jatropha curcas
Lineage: Eukaryota; Viridiplantae; Streptophyta; Magnoliopsida; Malpighiales; Euphorbiaceae
Gene: PUB8
Product: plant U-box 8
Biological process (GO): protein ubiquitination
Molecular function (GO): protein binding; ubiquitin-protein transferase activity
Source: RefSeq, a predicted model, not a curated record